AGGAGGAAGCAAAAAUGGCUGCUUCUCUUUCAAUUCCAUUGUCGACCCGGUUCUCUCCAGCAAAACAUCAUCGUUUUAAUGCCUUAGAGUUCCGUUCACCUCUGCGUGUUAGUUGCUCUGCUUCGAGGGAUGGUCCUGAAUUAGAGGGAAAGUUACCUCAGUUGAAGCAGCUAAAGAAUGUAGCUUGUGGCAUUCUUGCUGUUUGGGCAGUAACUACUGCCUCACCAGUAAUUGCUGCUAAUCAGAGGCUGCCUCCAUUGUCAACUGACCCAAAAAGAUGUGAGCUUGCAUUUGUUGGUAACACCAUAGGUCAAGCAAAUGGAGUUUAUGACAAGGCAAUUGAUCUCCGCUUCUGUGAUUUUACAAAUGAAAAGGCCAACCUGAAGGGGAAGAGUCUUGCAGCAGCACUCAUGUCUGAGGCAAAGUUUGAUGGUGCAGACAUGACAGAAGUUGUAAUGUCAAAGGCUUAUGCUGCAGGAGCUAGCUUCAAGGGUACAGACUUCUCGAAUGCAGUUCUAGACAGGGUUAACUUUGAGAAAGCUAAUCUACAAGGAGCUUUAUUUAUAAACACUGUAUUAUCAGGCUCCACUUUCAAUGAUGCACAACUUGAUGGUGCAGUGUUUGAGGACACCAUUAUAGGAUACAUUGAUCUUCAGAAACUUUGUAGAAAUACAAGUAUCAACGAAGAAGGAAGAGAUGUUCUGGGGUGCCGAUAACAAUUUUCUCACUACCGUUUGUCGAGUUUCUUUGUUUCCUGAUACUAUGAGAUCCAUCUGUUGAAGAAGAAGAAGAAGCAACCUCUGGUGCUUCAUGUAUUUCAAGUUUACUUGGCAAUUUAAGUAUAUAUCCAUAUAGAAAGCCUGCAUCUGUGUAUGAUAUGUUUUUGCAUAUAUAGUGGAAACGGAAGGCUUUUCUUCUUUGUUAUGACU
Messenger RNA from Rosa rugosa (rugosa rose), 929 nucleotides. RefSeq names its product thylakoid lumenal 17.4 kDa protein, chloroplastic. Lineage: Eukaryota; Viridiplantae; Streptophyta; Magnoliopsida; Rosales; Rosaceae. The record is from RefSeq and is a predicted model, not a curated record. The transcript has 4 exons. The coding region runs from base 15 to 716 and encodes 233 amino acids.